AGUCCUGGUAAUGCUGAGACAGACGGUGAGCGGGUGGGUUUAUUUUUGGGUCAGUGACAGUGUGUCAAUGGCCGCAGAUGCAUCGGAAAGGAAGGCUCUGAGAUACAAGCAAACCCUGCUCUAUGGGGAGUACCAGGAGCACCAAGGAGGCUCCGGCAGACGGGAGGCCACGCGCCUCCUGACAGAGAGACAGAUCAAGAAGCAUGGCAACCAUCACCGCUGCCACGGGAGGACACGGCACGGGCAUAGCCGGCGUGGCCAAAAUGGAUACCACAGUCGCCAUGGACAUCAGCACAGCUCUUACAGCAGGCAAAGGAACAGGCGUCAGUCUAACAUGGAAACUGAGGCUGCUGAUGAGCAAACAGCUGAACCUGACCUCACAUCCUCUAUGAAGAAGAAGCGCUCCUACUCCAAGUGUAGAGACUGCAUAGCACGGGUGCAGCGGUUCCUCGUGACCAGGUUGGGAGAAGACUGGAUCUUCCUGGUUCUGCUGGGCAUCACGAUGGCACUGGUCAGCUGGACAAUGGACUACGCCAGCGCAAAGAGCCUCGAAGCCUAUAAGUGGAUUUAUGGGGAGCUGAGGGGGAACAUCCCCCUGCAGUACCUGGCCUGGGUUUCAUAUCCCCUGAUGUUCAUCCUGUUCUCAUCCCUCUUCUGUCACUUGGUUUCUCCUCAAGCUAUCGGUUCUGGUAUCCCAGAGUUGAAGACCAUCCUGAGAGGUGUGGUGCUAAAGGAAUAUUUAACUCUCAAGGCCUUUAUUGCUAAAGUCAUCGGUCUGACUGCUGCCCUGGGUAGCGGCAUGCCUGUAGGCAAAGAGGGCCCGUUUGUUCACAUUGCAAGUAUCUGUGCUGCAGUUCUCAGCAGGUUCAUGUCCUUCUUUUCAGGAUUUUAUCAGAAUCCAUACUGUUAUACAGACAUCCUAACAGUGGGCUGCGCUGUUGGCGUGGGCUGUUGCUUUGGCACUCCACUUGGAGGUGUGCUCUUCAGUAUAGAGGUAACAUCUACAUAUUUUGCUGUGAGAAACUACUGGAGAGGAUACUUUGCUGCUACGUUUAGUGCCUUCAUCUUCAGAGUGUUAUCAGUGUUUAACAAAGAUGCAGUAACCAUCACUGCUCUGUUCAGGACAAACUUUCGUAUGGAUUUCCCUUUCGACCUGCAGGAGCUGCCGGCGUUCGCCAUCAUUGGGAUUUCCUGUGGCUUCCUGGGGGCGUUCUUCGUUUAUCUCAACAGACACGUGGUGCUCUUCAUGAGACGACCCAAUGCUAUGACCCGCUUCCUGACCAAACAUCGGCUCGUAUUUCCCGCUGUGGUAACGCUGGUCAUCGCCACCUUGACCUUCCCGCCGGGGUUCGGACAGUUCAUGGCAGGAGAGCUGAUGCCCAGGGAGUGCAUCAAUUCUUUGUUUGAUAACUUUACGUGGACGAAGAUUUCGGGUUCUCCUCCUCCGGUGGGUCUGGGCCGCUCUGCCGCCUGGCUGCACCCUGAUGUCAGCGUGUUCCUUAUCCUGCUGCUCUUCUUCAUCAUGAAGUUCUGGAUGUCUGCAGUGGCCACCACCAUGCCCAUUCCAUCUGGAGCCUUCAUGCCUGUCUUCAUACUGGGCGCUGCGUUUGGCAGGCUGGUAGGGGAGAUUAUGGCCACGCUGUUUCCUCACGGGAUUGUGUUUGACGGCAUCCUUUACCGCAUCAUCCCCGGAGGGUACGCAGUCAUUGGAGCGGCGGCAUUGACCGGUGCGGUGACUCACACAGUGUCCACGGCGGUUAUAUGCUUUGAGCUGACAGGCCAGAUCUCCCACAUCCUGCCCAUGAUGGUGGCAGUAAUCCUGGCCAACAUGGUGGCCCAGGGCCUGCAGCCCUCCCUGUACGACUCCAUCAUCCAGGUGAAGAAGCUUCCAUACCUGCCGGAGCUCGGCUUUGGACACAUGAGCCAAUACAACAUCUUUGUAGGGGACAUCAUGGUGAGGAAGGUGAACUUUAUAUCGUCUCACUCCACCUACAGAGAAGUCAAACUCCUGCUGGAUUCCUCUUCACUCAAAUCAAUCCCCCUGGUUGACUCCAAAGAGUCGAUGAUCCUCCUGGGCAGCAUUGACAGGUUGGAGCUUCUGGCUCUCUGUGAUUGGUGGUUGUCCCCAGAGAGGAGGCUCCUCAUGCAGGGUCGCAGCUUACAGGAGCAGAACCAGUCUCAGAAACACAGCUGGGAGUCCUUCGCCUUCGUGGAUGAGGAAGAAGAGGAGGAUGGAGAGAAGGGCAGUCCAGCCCAGGAGGAGAGGAACGGCCCCCUGCCUCCUCCAAAACCCCAGGAGCCUUCAUCAAACCACACUGCUCCUGUUCCUGAAAAAGGUCCUCUGCAGUCUGUGAGGAAAACACUCAGGAAUCUCUUCACCUCUAAGAGCAGACAGACAGAGGGACAGUCACAGGAGCCCUGUCCUCCUCCCCUGUCAGACACGAUGACACCAGAAGAGAUCAAAGCGUGGGAAGAGGCAGAGAUGGACAAGCCGAUGGCAAUCGAUGAGAUUCGAGUAGACCCUUCCCCUUUCCAGCUGGUUGAGAGAACAUCAUUACACAAGACUCACACCUUAUUCUCACUGCUGGGCCUAAGUCAUGCUUAUGUGACCAGUAUUGGCAAACUGGUUGGAGUGGUGGCUCUGAAAGAGCUCCAGAAGGCCAUCGAAGGCUCCACCCGCUCCGGCGUCCGGCUUCGUCCUCCUCUGGCAAGCUUUCGCGACAUCAGCAACCACAACUCUGUCUCUAAACCUCCACCUUCUUCUCCCACCGCUCCUUCCUCUCCAACCUCCACCUCCCCUUCCUCAGCACCAACUUCUCCGCAGUCUCCCUCCUCCUCUCAUCCUCACCAUCACCAUGAGAACGAGACAGAGGUGUGGAUCGAGGGCGUGACGAGGGAGAUGGAGGAGAGCAGCAGUAGCAGCACAGGAAGUGGCGUCGUCAGCAGCAGCGGGGGGGCUUGCAGCUUGACCAGUAGGAGUUGCAGCUACAACAGCAACCUCACCCUCCCUCCCUCCUCCACUCCUCCCCCGGUCCCUGCUUCCUCCACUCCACCUCCUUCUCCUUCCUCCUCCUCCAUCCCUCUCUCCACCCUGAUGCCCCUACAGGGACUCCUUGAGGGGGGUGAAGACAGCGAUGAUGAGCCAAUGGUUUAGAUUAGACCAGAGUGAUGGUUAUGUUUUUUAUAAUGAAGAACUUUUUUAAUGGUGUGAGUUUUUCCUUCUGUUCUUAAUUUGUUGCUCUAGUCUUUUGACACUCAUUUACCUCUUUUUAUCCCACUGUUCCUGUCUGCUCAUUUCACAGACCCUCACCUGAUUCUUCACUCUGCCCAUCCUCUAAAAGUGAACCCAGUGAAUCUCUACACUGUAGUUCUGCAUUACCUGAUCAUUUAUGUGUCUUUGAAAAAUCGGUUGUUAUCGGAUGAGAGCACCAGCUAUUGAUUUUUUUUUUUUUUAAACUGGCAACAGUGGACUAAUGGAGCUGCUUCACUGUGGAUGAUUGGUCAAAGCCCCAAAACGACCUCCAAACUGUGUGCUGACCUUGUGGAUGCAGCCUCAGAGCUCAUCUCAUCACGGUUAAGUUGAUAGAUGGUGAAGCUAAAGGCGGCUGACGACAGUCAAACCCCACUGCAUUUUCCCUAACAAGAUCAUUUUAGAUAAUUUAGACUUAUGAUGAAGAUAAUGUUGCACAAAGAUAAAGAAACGCAACAAACACAACACAACAGCAGGAGCUUUUCUGUCGUCCUGGGAUGGGAUUCUUCCCUCGCUUUGUGGCUGUGUCUUACUGUUAAAGCAUCAGGGAGAGUUCAGCUGAAUGAAGGAGUCUUUGAAACUAACAGUGCUUAACUGAAAACCGAAACACUUAACUGAAAGAUUUUUUUCCAUCUACCAAAUUAAAUUCUGAUACUGAUAAUUCUGAAAGCGCCCCCCCGCCCCCCACCCCAAGCUCAGUUACUGUUUAUGACACUAUAUGUUGAGAUGUUUAAUCUGAAGAGCUUCUUGGUGACUACCUUAAUAAUUGCUUUCAUACAUUGUUGAACUGUUUUCUUUUAUCACUCCAUCUCCUCUCACACUCUUUUCUCUUUAUCAUCUUCCGGACUCAGUUUCUCAGGUGCUGCUUCAAAAGUCUUUAAAGCUGCCGAUUUAACAAAAAGCUUUUUCUUUAUGUCUGUUUAAAUUGAAAUGUGUGUCUGUUUCUUAAAGGGGUGUGUGCGUGUCGGGGGGGUGCUCUGUACUAUUUGUUUUGUCUGUCUGUGGUUGUGGUUAUUGUAUUUUAUUUAUUUAUCUUUUAGUAGACUCAGAUGUUAUCUCAAAAUUUAUAAAACUGUGAAAAAUGUAGCUAAAUAAAGUUUUCUAAAGUGA
Molecule: messenger RNA, 4360 nt
Organism: Toxotes jaculatrix (banded archerfish)
Lineage: Eukaryota; Metazoa; Chordata; Actinopteri; Toxotidae
Product: chloride channel protein 1-like
Exons: 24
Coding region: 11-3154 (1047 amino acids)
Biological process (GO): transmembrane transport; chloride transport
Cellular component (GO): membrane
Molecular function (GO): voltage-gated chloride channel activity
Source: RefSeq, a predicted model, not a curated record